AUGGGGUUGACGACUUUUGCGGAUCGUAUGGCUGCUAUGAAUGUCCUCACUGAGGAGAAAUUAAGCCAUUGUACUAGGGUUUCGGUUGAGGGUUACGACACAUCCCUUCCUGUACAUGCUAUCACAUCGGCAUUGAGAGUCCACUUCAUGUCAUGUGGACAAGUCUGGAGUGUUGUGAUCCCCAAAAACCCUAUAAACUCCUGUGUCGUCGAGAGAUGUGGUUUCAUAUAUUUUGAAGAAGAAGAAGACGCGCAAGAGAAGGCGUCGCGUCAUGCGGAUGAUGUCAAGAGUGAAUUGUUUAGACAUUUCAGCUCCUGUGGAGAGAUCAUAUAUCUGACUGUCGACCAAGACCGUCGUCAACCCAAGGGUGUUCUCAGAAAGUGGGCUUUUAUUUGUAUAAACGGAGAAGACGCAUUAGAUAAGGCUCGCGCACUUAGUGGAACUGACUUGGGAGGAUGGACCGUAACUGUUUGGACUUUACCGGAAGAAUGUGGAAAGAUGCCUGACAACUUGAUCAACCUCCCUAUCAAGUAA
Arabis nemorensis is the source of this 534-nucleotide messenger RNA. The record is from the annotation of a GenBank genome assembly. Lineage: Eukaryota; Viridiplantae; Streptophyta; Magnoliopsida; Brassicales; Brassicaceae.